UGGGGAGGGUAAGAGUAGGCGAGUAGGGAGGUAGAGUUGAGAGAUGGGAGUUGAAGUGAAGUCAUUAUAUGUGUACCCAAUAAAAUCAUGCGGUGGAAUAUCCGUUGCGGAGGCUCCGAUCUGCUCCACCGGAUUCCGGUGGGAUCGGCAAUGGGUGGUGGUGAACUCCAAAGGCAAGGCUUAUACGCAAAGAGUGGAACCAAAGCUUGCUCUCGUCCAAACCCAACUCCCACAUGAAGCAUUCUCUCUCAAUUACCAACCAAAUAGCCACUCUUUUUUAGAGAUAAAGGCACCUGGCAUGCAAGUCUUGAAAGUUCCAUUGGUGAAAUCAAACAGUAGUGCUGAAAAUGUGGUCGAUGGAAUCUCAGUGUGGGAAUGGAAUGGGUCUGCUUUUGAUGAAGGAGCUGCUGCUGCACAAUGGUUCUCUAAUUAUCUAGGCAGUCCCGCCCGCCUAGUUCGUUUUAACCAUGUAUCAGGAGUGAGGAAGGUGGAGGCCGAUUACGCCCCUGGCUACAAUGUUAUGUUUGCUGAUAUGUAUCCUUUCCUCUUGCUGUCUCAGGGAUCAAUGGAUGCACUCAACGCUCGUCUCAAGGAAUCUGUACCUGUGAACCGCUUCAGACCCAAUAUCGUAGUGGAUGGGUGCGAGGCCUUUAGUGAAGAUGGGUGGAGGGAGAUGAAGAUUAACAAAGCAACAUUUAAGGGUGUGAAGCUAUGCUCCCGCUGCAAGAUACCUACUAUCAAUCAGGAAACUGGGAAGGCCGCCUCCUCCGAGCCCACCGACACUCUCCGAGCCUUCCGUUCCGACAAAGCCCUCCGACCAAACAACAGCAACAAAGGGAAAGUCUAUUUCGGACAGAAUAUGGUGUGCACCGACUCCCUUGCUACCAAGCCAGGAAAUGGGAAGACUGUCAAAGUUGGAGACGCCCUCAACGUCCUUCAGAUCACGGCAUCCCCUGCUGCCUAAUCUGCUCUCCACAUGCUAUACUCAUUUGCUUCCAUGUUAUUACCUUUUGUUGUGGUGGUUGUAAUAUUUCGCUUAAUUAACCCCUACUUAAACAAAUAAUAACUUGUACUCAGUACUCGUAUCUUAUAAAUAAAACAGUGUCAAAAGCCCUUAUUUAAA
This is a messenger RNA of Salvia splendens (bonfire salvia), 1123 nucleotides long. Its product is annotated as mitochondrial amidoxime-reducing component 1. Gene Ontology annotation, molecular function: molybdenum ion binding; pyridoxal phosphate binding; catalytic activity. Lineage: Eukaryota; Viridiplantae; Streptophyta; Magnoliopsida; Lamiales; Lamiaceae. The coding region runs from base 44 to 964 and encodes 306 amino acids. The record is from RefSeq and is a predicted model, not a curated record. The transcript has 5 exons.